GUACUCAGCCUUGUUCGUCUUACGAUCUUCGACAUAUCAUACUCUUCACGACAACGAAAAUGCAGCUCUUAAAGUGGAUCUUUUUCCUUGCUCUCGGUCUGGUCGCUGCUGCUGAGAGCGCCAACCCCGAUUCCAAGAGCCCUCCCACUGAGCUUCAGAUUGAUACGACUUACCUGCCAGACGAAUGUCCUGUCAAAGCGGCCAAGGGUGAUUCCAUCAAGGUCCACUACACCGGUACUCUCUUCUCUAACGGCAACAAGUUCGACUCGAGUCGGGACCGCGGGUCACCUCUACCUUUGACUCUCGGUGUUGGUCAGGUCAUCAAGGGUUGGGAUGAAGGUCUCGUCGGCAUGUGUCUCAAUGAGAAGCGCAUCCUCACCAUUCCCUCCGACAAGGCCUACGGUUCUCGAGGCUUUGGCUCCGUCAUCCCGGCUAACUCAGCACUUGUCUUCGAUGUCGAGCUCGUUGGUCUGGAUAGCAAGGCUGCUCCUCACCAGGAGCUUUAGGGCCUUUCAGCUCACUUUCAUAUAGGCUUGUAUUUAUUGUCGGAUUUGCGGAUAUCAUUCAUGGAAAUCAA
Molecule: messenger RNA, 577 nt
Organism: Stereum hirsutum FP-91666 SS1
Lineage: Eukaryota; Fungi; Basidiomycota; Agaricomycetes; Russulales; Stereaceae
Exons: 4
Coding region: 60-506 (148 amino acids)
Biological process (GO): protein peptidyl-prolyl isomerization
Molecular function (GO): peptidyl-prolyl cis-trans isomerase activity
Source: RefSeq, a predicted model, not a curated record